AUGGACGCAACACCGCGGGCGUUGGUUCCUUUGCUCCUCCUUGGGCUGAUGAAACCCGCUGAAUCCCUGCUUCAACAGCGCUGCGACUCAUCUGUCAACGGCACCAUUUACCAACACCAGGCCCAGAGUCUGAACGGCAGCUACACCUAUGUAGACUUGAAUGCACUUCAUGAGGAGCUACAUCCAUUCGGGCUCACAAUCCUCGCCUUCCCGUCUAAUCAGUUUGGGAAGCAAGAGCCGGGAGGAAAACAUGAGAUCUUGCCAGCGUUGCAGCAUGUCAGACCAGCCAACGGAUUUGUGCCAAAUUUCCUGUUAUUUGAGAAGGGGGACGUAAACGGACACAGUGAACACCCAGUGUAUACGUUUCUCAAGAGUGCUUGCCCUCCAGUCGGAGACAGUUUCGGCAGCGUAUCAGGCCGACUCUUCUGGGACCCAGUGAAAGUAAACGACAUCAAGUGGAAUUUUGAGAAGUUUUUUGUGGGUGUGGAUGGGAAGCCUGUGAUGAGAUGGCAUCCCAGUGUGGAGGUGUCGGAAGUCCGUGAAUUUCUGACCAGUUACUUUCACAAUUUGUCCCAAAUGAGGCUGUAG
Molecule: messenger RNA, 588 nt
Organism: Knipowitschia caucasica
Lineage: Eukaryota; Metazoa; Chordata; Actinopteri; Gobiiformes; Gobiidae
Source: the annotation of a GenBank genome assembly